Molecule: messenger RNA, 902 nt
Organism: Galeopterus variegatus (Sunda flying lemur)
Lineage: Eukaryota; Metazoa; Chordata; Mammalia; Dermoptera; Cynocephalidae
Gene: TMEM163
Product: transmembrane protein 163
Exons: 5
Coding region: 1-456 (151 amino acids)
Cellular component (GO): synaptic vesicle membrane
Molecular function (GO): zinc ion binding
Source: RefSeq, a predicted model, not a curated record
AUGGCCCUGGCAGCCCUGACUCAGGAGGUGCCUCUUCAGCUCAGAGCCUGUGUCAUCCUGGGGGUGAUAUUCCUUCUGUCAUCCAUAUGUAUAGUGGUCAAAGCCAUCCAUGACCUCUCAACAAGGCUGCUCCCAGAAGUGGACGAUUUCCUGUUCAGUGUCUCCAUUUUAAGUGGGAUUCUCUGCAGCAUCCUGGCCGUAUUGAAGUUUAUGCUUGGGAAGGUUCUGACCAGCAGAGCACUCAUAACAGAUGGGUUCAACUCCCUGGUGGGCGGCGUGAUGGGCUUCUCCAUCCUGCUGAGCGCGGAGGUGUUCAAGCACAACGCAGCGGUCUGGUACCUGGAUGGCAGCAUAGGUGUCCUCAUCGGCCUCACUAUAUUUGCCUACGGGGUCAAGCUCCUCAUCGACAUGGUGCCCAGAGUGAGGCAGACGCGUCACUACGAGAUGUUUGAGUGACGGUGGCUGGUGGGGCUGCGCCACAUCAAGACCGUCAGGACAGUGCGAGGUUUCCACGUAGGCAGAUGGUGCCAAUAUUUAACUGAACAUCCAGUUUCUUUUUUGGAAGUUUUCUUUCACACAGUUUGUCAUCACGGGACGAAGUCUGCCCAGUGGUCGAUCUGACCUGCUCCCUCCCUCCGCUGCCCCAUCAAACACAUUAGGACAUCUCCCAUAGGAGGGGACAGGCUUGCCAUCUCCAGCAGGACUGACAUCCUCUAUUUUCUGGAGUAAAUGGUUCUUGGGGAUAGAGUAAGAUCUCUGCUUGGCAGAAAGUUUUCCAGUGGUGCUCCAAGCCUGAAAUGGAUACUUAACUGACCAGAUCCACCUUCUCCAGACUGUGCGUGGCUCCAGCCACCUCCUCGUUCUGAAGUCCCAUAUCCCCUGGCAGAUUUUAAGGGAAGACU